Molecule: messenger RNA, 1405 nt
Organism: Abrus precatorius (Indian licorice)
Lineage: Eukaryota; Viridiplantae; Streptophyta; Magnoliopsida; Fabales; Fabaceae
Exons: 4
Coding region: 271-966 (231 amino acids)
Source: RefSeq, a predicted model, not a curated record
GAAGAACAAGAAGAUAAUAAGCACUUGCUUCGCUUUACCCUCUGUACCCUCCAUCACCCGCCACUACAAAAGUGUAGCCCCACUUCCAAGUUCCAACCUUUUUCCUUCUCUCUCAACUCAGCUAAUUCCAUAGUUGAAGAAAGUUCUCUUUUUUGUUCUUCUUUCUGCCUCCAAAUUAUCACUGAAUUGCUAAGAUAGAGGAAGAGAAUCAAAAUACCCCACCAUAAGAGAAAACCAAAACCCAAACCCAAAGGAACACCAACAACAAUCAUGGGAGGUGGAGGAGGUGCAGUUGGGGUGGGAGGUUUCAAUGAAGAAGAAGGUGUUAUGGGAGAAAAGGAAGAAGAAAACAAGUGGCCACCAUGGCUGCAGCCACUUCUGAAGACAAGUUUCUUUGUUCAAUGCAAAGUCCACGCGGAUUCCCACAAGAGUGAAUGCAAUAUGUAUUGCUUGGACUGUAUGAAUGGAGCCCUUUGCUCAGCAUGUCUGGCUUCCCACAAAGAACACAGAACAAUUCAGAUAAGGAGGUCUUCAUACCAUGAUGUGAUAAGGGUGUCUGAGAUACAGAAAUUUAUGGACAUAACAGGGGUCCAAACUUACAUUAUAAACAGUGCCAAGAUCGUGUUCUUGAAUGAAAGGCCUCAACCUAGGCCUGGAAAAGGGGUCACCAACACCUGCCAAGUCUGUGAGCGCAGCCUCCUUGAUUCCUUCAGCUUCUGCUCUCUUGGUUGUAAGAUUGUUGGAACCUCCAAGAAGUUCCGGAAGAAGAAAAUGUUAGGUGAGACAGAUGGGUCUGAUGGUGAAGAAUCAGUUAAUGGCUUUAGCAUUGGAAGUGCCAGAAACAAAUUGCAUAGCUUUACACCUUCAACACCACCACCAACAGUGGCGAAUUACAGAACUGCCAAGAGAAGGAAAGGAAUUCCACAUAGAUCUCCAAUGGGGGGAGGGCUUAUUAUAGAAUACUAAUGUUAUAUAGUGGUUUUCAGUCACUUACCAAUCAAUAUUUAUACCAAAAAGAUACAGCAGUUGUUGCCACUUCCUUAAGUGGUGUCCUCAGAAAAUGUGCUUCAUAUUUUACGUAGUUGCAAUACCCGAGCCCUGUUCACUGAGGCCGGUGUUGGUAACUACUGCUUUAUCUUUGUAUAGGACAAAAAAAUAGGAAGCAAAUAUCAAAAAGGAAAAAGAAAAAUAUUAUGUGUCAAAAAGCAAGUAAUAAUAUAACAUAGAGUGGGGAGUAGUACUUUAUGUUGGUGUAAGAAUGGCAUUCAUGUGCUGGUUUGUGAUGCUAAAAUGUAUAUAGUGGUUUGUAGAAAGGAAUUGUAUAGCAUCAAAUUAGACAAUAAAAAAGAAAAGUUAUGAUGAGUAUUAAUUAUAUUCUCUUGGUGUGGUAUGUGACCAUGUCUUU